UCGCCGCCUUUCUCUCUUUGGCCUCCCUUCUGACAUCCCCACCCUUGGGCAAUCUGCUCACGCCCCCUCUCUCUCCUAUCGUAUCAAGCAGAUCAGUAUGCCGAUACUGAACGAGGAGAAGUGGGACGACUGGUGGGAGAUGUACGCAGAGCUCGCUUUUUGCCUACUGGAAGUGGGGUUCCGCUGGUCUGAGCCAGCACCGUACGGAGAAGGACUUGAACUUCCAGACGACGAGGUGGAACUGCUGAUCGUGCAAGCUUGGAGAACGGCGACGGAGGGAGAUCUGUUGGGGAUACUGUUUGGGAAGGUGGGUGACGGGAAUCUCGCUCUGAUUACGAGCCAGUUGCUGGUGUUCCUCACACAUUUGGUGGACGACCUGCCUCUGGAUAUCUUAUUGCGGUGUGACAAUCAGCUUGGCACCCACGUGCUUUCCAGGACGCUCGAGCCGCGCCUGCUGUGGUCCACGUGUACUGAGUUGGACGACGACAACUGUGUCUACCCGUCCCAAGCCCUCUUCCUCGAGAUCGACGUCACCGAUCUCACACUGUGGGACUUCAUCGUUCGACGAGGAAACGGCCGGCAAGGAGAAGAGGAGAGUGAAGACGACGACGAAGAAGAAGAAUCGAGGGAAGAUCGUGACGAUCCUGAUUAUGUCCAAGGAGAAGAGGAGGAAGACGAAGAAGGUGAGCCAGCAGAGGAGGAGACUGUAGUGGGUGAGCCGAGUCAGCGGUUCGAUCCAAGUAAGGAAGACGAGGAGGCAGAAGCACGAAAGCGGUUGGAAAAGGCAGAGGGAAAGCGGCCGAUUACGGAAGGACCCCGCCUGAUUUGUCGUUGCGGAAUCCGUGGCUCGAUCCAGAGCCCCCGAAGGAAGAAGAAGGAGGCGAUGGAGCUGCAAUGGAGGGAUCAGGAAGACGUCGCCGAAGGAGGAGCGAAUCGCCGGCUUCGCCUGCAUAGAGCCAUGAGAAGUGUCUGGGCUCUUUAUUCUGAUUAUGGGGGCGCGAUAGAGAGCGAUCCCUUAAGAAGAGGGGACAGUGCCUUAUACUGCUGGACACAGAUGGUCUCGUUAUGCGAUCGCGACCGAGUUAUGAGGAGGGAACAGAGUGGCGAAGUGGGCGUGCAAAUCCGCCUGUGUGCCCCUGCUUGUGCACCUAGUAGUUGGUACUGGCUAUUUGGGUCAGUAGGCGGGGCUGGUGCGGUGUCUGUGGAGCUAAGUCUGGCUAUGGCGUUGCAUGGAUAUAGACCCGGUUACCGGUACCACCAGGUUCGGUGGAAACCCAUGUCUGGGGAAGGGCCUUGGAUCACGGUAAUACUUAACUACGAUGGAGGAGAUAAACUGAGAUUGAGAAUCAACGUGGAAGGGGCUAAGGAGGUGGAAAUGCGGACUAACCCAAAACUACAGAACGCGAUCACGGAGGCAAAGGAUCGUGCGAAGAGGCGCUGCAGGAGGGACGGAGUGACAACAAAAGUAAAGGUAACGGUCUCGUAUCAUGAGACCGAGACCUCGAUGGACACAGCGGACAGGGAACAAGCCCAUGUGGACCGGGACUCGGGUGUGGAGAGCGAGAUGAGCGAGGCAGGAGACCGGGAGACGGACCUUCAGUCCUGGAACAGGCCAGGCCAGGUCCGCAAGAACCACCCGCUGGCGCGACCUGUGGAUGGUGGGGCCGAGACCAGCUCGCGGCAGUAGAGUCCAGAGGACGGGGGACAGGAAAGGGGGUGUGAGUGAUCGACGCGCGGUACACAAG
Messenger RNA from Chara braunii, 1745 nucleotides. Lineage: Eukaryota; Viridiplantae; Streptophyta; Charophyceae; Charales; Characeae. The record is from the annotation of a GenBank genome assembly.